AUGCGAUUAGGUAUAAUGGAUGCGAUCCCGUGGCUAAUACAGAAUCUCAUUGGUCUCCUUGCCUACCGUGGUGUCACUCGGACCCUCUACGGCCAAGGCACUGGCCGUUUCUCUAGUAAAGAGCUUGCAGAAUUCCGGCGGGAUGUUUGGGGAUAUGUUAAUGCGCUCUUGAGUGAGACUCGGCUCACAGCUCCUGAUCUUCAGACACCUUUCUGGGUGUUGGGCGGCAAAAGUCCUUCUGAGGCGGAUGCAACCGUCUUCGGCUUCAUUGCAUCAGGUUUGGGAUGUGCAGCGGCACCAGAUAGCAAAGGAAUCAUAAAGAGUUACCCUGUCUUGGUCGAUUAUGCGGAGCGAAUCCAUUACGUUUACUUUGAGGACUACGCUUUGUGGGAAGAAGAUGCGUGA
Messenger RNA from Colletotrichum lupini, 405 nucleotides. RefSeq lists its product as uncharacterized. Bases 1 to 405 code for a protein of 134 amino acids. Lineage: Eukaryota; Fungi; Ascomycota; Sordariomycetes; Glomerellales; Glomerellaceae. The record is from RefSeq and is a predicted model, not a curated record. The transcript is spliced from 2 exons.